Molecule: messenger RNA, 890 nt
Organism: Prosopis cineraria
Lineage: Eukaryota; Viridiplantae; Streptophyta; Magnoliopsida; Fabales; Fabaceae
Product: cytochrome b561 and DOMON domain-containing protein At4g17280-like
Exons: 1
Coding region: 126-695 (189 amino acids)
Source: RefSeq, a predicted model, not a curated record
AGUAUUCCCGUCACAAACGGACACACACCCAUUAUUGCUUCCUCUGCAUUCUCACAAACCCAUUUAGAAUUUUCCAAAUCUCUUCCAAAGUUGAAAUCUUUCCUUUCAUUCGGAAGAUCAAAAUCAUGGAAACCAUGUUGAAGCUCGUGUUAGGCUUCUCUGCUCUGACCUCUCUGUUUCUCACAUCCUCUGCUCAAAACUGCAAUAACUAUACCUUCAAUAGCAGCAGAGUCUUCUCCAACUGUCGCGAUCUUCCCUACCUGAACUCUCACCUCCAUUGGACCUUCAACCAGUCCACGGGUCAGCUCGAUGUCGCUUACCGGCACGACGGGAUCAACUCCACCAACAGAUGGGUUGCCUGGGCCCUCAACCCCGCAGGCAGCUUGGCCUCCGCCAUGCCCGGAGCUCAAGCUCUGGUGGCUAUACUACAAAAUGGGACCGUUAGGGCGUAUACCUCGCCAAUCUCCGGCUAUAGCACCGCAUUGCAGCCUGGGAAUCUGAGUUUUCCGGUGUCGGGUUUGACGGCGACGUAUCUGAACAGCGAGGUUAUCAUGUUCGCUACUCUCAGUCUUAACAGAAACGUCAGUUCUAUGGUUCACGCAUGGCAGGAAGGAAGUGUCUCUGGUUCCACUCCUCAGGCUCAUGCUAUGAAUUCUGUAAAUGUCAACGCCAAAGAGACCUUGAAUCUUGUUUGAUUCAGUUAUUACUUAAUGAUGCCACAUGCUUACAGAUACAGUAUCUUCGUACGUCGACAUGUCAUUUGAUUUUGAAACCGUCGUCGUACGUAUUUUUAGUGAUUUUUAAUUAACCCAAUCCCGUAGUAUGUACUGUGAUAAAUAAAAUGGCUAGAAAAUAAAAUAAAGUUAUGAGUUUAUGAUAUCAACAUGUUG